UUCAUACUUGUUUUUUCAUCAUUCAUUAUGCUAUCCGGUUGCUGAUUGUGGGUUAUAUUUUUUUUGUUUUCUCCUCUUUACCUAUUUCAUAGGGAACAAUGACUAUUAAGGGGUUGUCUUUAAACAUGCCAAGAAAUAAUUUAGUAUCCUUGAGUACCAAGGCAUUUGAGAAUAUGAAGAGGAUUCUUCUACUCAACUUUGAUCAUGUACAGCUUAACGGAGACUAUGGUUGUCUAUCAAAAGAUUGAGAUGGCUUUGUUGGCAUAACUCUCUCUUAGAAAACUUGCCAACGGACUUCAAUCUAGAAAAGACAGUUGCCAUUGACUUAAAGUGGAGUAAUCUCACAAAAGUAUGGCUGAAAAACCAGGUAUUUGCAAUGAACUUUUGGAAUUAAACACUAGUAAAGACGAUUUGUGCUAUUUUUCCAUCUAUUCUGUUAGUUUAUUUAUUAUACGCAUGGUUUUUACUUUGAGAUGAUCUCUUUGCAUAGGUGAUGGAAUGGUUGAAAGUUCUCAAUUUGGGUCAUUCUCAUUGCCUAACAGAAACACCUAACUUCUCAAAACUACCGUAUCUUGAGAAGCUGAUACUUAAAGAUUGUCCACGUUUGUGUAUGAUUCACCCUUCCAUUGGGAAUCUUAGAUAUCUUAUUAUGUUAAAUUUGAAAAAUUGCAUUGGCUUGGAGCAGCUCCCAAAAGGUAUAUAUGACUUGAAGUCAUUGAGAACUCUCAAUCUUUUUGGUUGCUCCAAGAUUGAAAGGUUGGAUGAAGACAUUGAGAAAAUGGAAUCCUUAAUGAUUUUGGGAGCCAGUCACACUGCUAUAACACAAGUACCUAUCUCAAUAAUGAGACUGAAGAACAUUAAAUAUGUUUCUUUAUGUGGUUAUGAAGGAUUGCCCCGUGAUGUAUUUCCAUCUCUUUUUUGUCGUGGAUGCCCCCAACAAAUCAUUCAAAGUCCUUUUGUCAAGCCUUUGGGAUCACGCCAUCGUUAAUCAAGUUUGUUUCACAUCCUUUGUUUGCCAAAAGUCAUAAACUGUUCAAAGCAAUAUCAAGAACAUCUCAAGCUUCACAUAAAAAGACGCCGGCAUUGAUUGGUUUUCACGAGCAAGUUUACAAGAAAAGAUCAGAAACAUUCACGAGUUCUCUCACUAUUCAUGUAGGUGAGCUCAACCGAGUCAUUGACACACUUUUAAAAAGUGUUGCACAGGGAUGCAAUGAAAGAGGGUUUGGAGUUAAUUCUCUUCCUGGAGACAAUUAUCCUCAUUGGCAGAAUUUUAAAGGUGAAGGAUCUUCGAUAUUCUUUGAAGUUCCUCAAAUUAUUGGCAAAAGCUUGAAAGGAUUGAUUCUGUGCGUAAUAUAUUUGUCUUCUCAAGAUAACAUGACAUCUGUAUAUCCUGUUGGAGUCUUGGUAUCAAACCGUACAAAGGGUGCCAUUAAAUUCUACCAGAAAGAUGCAACAAGUGCCUCAAAUGAUGAAGAUAAUUGGCAAGACAUAAUCUCUAAUUUGGAGCCUGGUGACAGAGUGGAGGUUCUAGUCACUUUUGCUUGUGAAUUGAAAGUGAAAAAUACACUUGUCUAUUUGGUAUAUGAUAAAGAUGUUAGCAAGAGAAUCAUGUAUUGAAUGUAUCCGAGAACAUAUUUUUAUAGGCAGUCUUUGAAUGUGAAAAAGAAAAUCUCAAAUAAAAAUGUAAUCACAACUGUUGUUAGAGCCAAGCUGAUAGAUAAAAGAUUUUUGCUUGCAGAA
This is a messenger RNA of Neltuma alba, 1740 nucleotides long. RefSeq lists its product as uncharacterized. The coding region runs from base 928 to 1617 and encodes 229 amino acids. The record is from RefSeq and is a predicted model, not a curated record. The transcript has 2 exons. Lineage: Eukaryota; Viridiplantae; Streptophyta; Magnoliopsida; Fabales; Fabaceae.